AUGUCCGAUACCACUCAGCCCGGAAGCAAAGUCAGAAAAUGGGGCUAUUCAUUUACCUGGACCGAAGAGCACCUGCCUAGAGAGCAGACAGACCCGUUGCAGUUCGAAUCUGACCAACUAGGCGAUGCAGCACUUGAAAGUCUUCAAGCGAUAGAGAGAGCCAUUCAUGAGAAAGCCAAAGCACAAGGAGACAAGCCACCUAGCCGUGAUAUCUAUGCCACCCUCCAAGAACAUCAUGACGAUGAUGAAGUCCUACGUCAGUUCUGGGGUCAGACUCACGCCGUCCCUGACUGGGUUGACUGGAACCAGAUAGAACGGGGCCAGAAGUAUUUCUCUCGCUAUGCAUUGGCGAAUUUGCUUGGGUUUGGUUUGCAGGGUUUUGUCGCUGAGAAUUCCGCAUCUGUCCGCGUUGUUGAAGUCCUUGUUCGGACUGGAGGGUUUUCAACCAUGAAGUUAUUAAAGCGGCUGCUAGAAACUUUCCAGUGGCUCGUUCAAGUCACUGAUAGCCUACCCGCAAUUCAACCUGGAGGAAGUGCCCAUAUUGCGACAAUUCGUGUGAGACUGCUUCAUGCUUCAGUCCGACAACGGAUGAGAAAGGUAGCCGCCGAGCACCCGAAAUACUAUGACAUGCAGCGCUUUGGUCUCCCGCUCAAUACUCUCGAUUCAAUUCAUUCAAUUAGCACAUUCUCUUGCAGUCAGAUGUGGAUGCAACUACCGCGACUUGGAGUCUUCCCAACCAAGCAAGAGAAAGAGGACUAUGUUGCGCUGUUUAAAUACAUUGCGUACCUUCUUGGGACGCCACAUUCAUAUUUUGAAGACACCGAGAAAGCAAGAAAGCUUAUGGAGAGUUUGUAUGUGCAUGAGUUGAAGGUGACUGAUACCUCAAACACUGUUGCGCACAACUUCAUGGAAUGCGUGUCCAAUCUUCCUUGGCCAUUCUAUAUCUCUCGGUCAUUUAUUGAAGCAGGCAGUCGGUGGAUCAAUGGACAUGAGCUAUGUGAUCAACUAGGUCUUGGGAGGCCAGGAUAUUUUUACUAUGUUAUCUUUGCGGGACAAUGUCUCCUUUCUAUUGAGUUGGCUUGGGCUCAGCGCAUGUUUCCAUUCUUAGAUGCGCUUGUUGUCAAGGGAUUUCGAUCACUGAUGUAUGACGGACUCGUUGAACGAAAGGAUCGAGCACGCUUCGCAAUGGAAUGGGUCCCCAAGCUUGGAAAGCAAACAGGCAAGGAAGACCACACGAAAAAUUCCAACAAGGGGCGACUGUCGCUUGGUAACGUCCAGAGCUUGGCACCAAUUGGCCUUAUUGAAGGCGGGUUUUUGGGCGUGAUUUUGGGUCAUCUUCUCCUUGUUUUGGCGACAGUCAGGUUGUUCUCGUAG
Messenger RNA from Penicillium antarcticum, 1374 nucleotides. RefSeq names its product oxygenase MpaB family protein. Gene Ontology annotation, molecular function: oxidoreductase activity. The transcript is spliced from 3 exons. NCBI's taxonomy places the organism in Eukaryota, Fungi, Ascomycota, Eurotiomycetes, Eurotiales, Aspergillaceae. The record is from RefSeq and is a predicted model, not a curated record. Bases 1 to 1374 code for a protein of 457 amino acids.